Molecule: messenger RNA, 2919 nt
Organism: Strigops habroptila (Kakapo)
Lineage: Eukaryota; Metazoa; Chordata; Aves; Psittaciformes; Psittacidae
Gene: MRPL30
Product: mitochondrial ribosomal protein L30
Exons: 6
Coding region: 86-571 (161 amino acids)
Biological process (GO): translation
Cellular component (GO): mitochondrion; large ribosomal subunit
Molecular function (GO): structural constituent of ribosome
Source: RefSeq, a predicted model, not a curated record
GGGAAGUGCUCACCGGUGAUCGUUCCGCCAGCGCGGAACUGAAGUGCCGUGGAGCGGGUGCCCAGCCGGAACGCAGCGCACCGAGAUGGCGGCAGUGGCCGGCCGCGGUGGCCUGGGGCCCGCAGCCGCUUGGAAGAUGCUGGGGAAGAGGAUGGAGGCGGUGGCACCCGCAGCAUGGGUUCGUUGUCUCUUUACCAGGUCGAGAAUUCCAGACUCGGUAUUUCAGCCACGGCCUGGAGAUCAUGAAAAGUAUGGAGGUGACCCUGAGCAGCCCCACAAAAUCCACGUUGUUACUAGAAUUAAAAGUGUAAUUGGUCGCCCCUAUUGGGAAAAGAAGAUAAUACAUGAUCUUGGAUUGGAUAAAGCACAUCAGCCGACACUGCACAAAAAUAUCCCUUCUGUGAAUUCCAAACUGAAAGUUGUUAAACAUCUGAUAAGAAUACAGCCCCUGAAACUACCUUAUGGGUUGCCAACAGAAGAGGAAAUGUCAGACACCUUUCUUACAAGCAAGGGAGAGCUUGUCAUUAAACGGCAUCUGAAACCCGUGGAGCAGAAAGCAAUUAAGUCAUAAGAUGUUAGAAACCUGGAGACCCUGAAGCACACUUCUUCAGUGCAAAUUAGUAAUGAUGGGCUGCAAGCUUAUAACACCUUUUACUGAAGAAUCUUGAGUAGUACUCUGUGCAUAUUUGUGUUUACAGUUUUAAGAAUUGUGGCCAAAGUUAGGAAGCUGCUGCUGUAUCAAAUGAUAAAGCAGUGUUCAUUGCAAUGAGCAUAAAUGCCAUAGUUUAACAUGCUGUGAGCCUCUCCCAUGCUACACAUACUGUAGAGAAGUUAAUCUUAAUGACUGUAUGUUAUGAGAAGAUUAGAAGGAUACAGUCACUGAAAAUGAACGUUUAUCCUUUACGCAUGCUUCCAGAGAAGAGUAAACACCAGUAGGAGUUCAAAGGAACAGACAUAUCAGUAGAGGGACAUAAAAGCUGGAGGCACUGUGCUGAAGAAAAAGGAGGAUAGGCUAUAGUAGUGGCAUUGAGGAGUGGUUCAGUGGUUCCUACAGGCAGGCUGAAGACAGAAAUGCAAAACUGAGCUGAAAAACCUCAAUCUCUCAACAAGCUAUGGGCUGUAGUUGCAAGGUCACAGAAAAUACUGCUGUCAGUCUGAUGUGUAUAGAAUAGCAAGGAACAAGUGAAGCAGAUAAAUGAAUGUUGCCUUCCUGAACGUGCAUAGCAUCUUGUGCUGCAGUGUGUUAUAACUGCGAUCUCUGUGUGAUGUUGAUCAUGUUCCCACAGGAAGGUACUUGGUACAAGCUGAAAUUUCAGCCCUUUUGAAGAAUGAGUGCAGUGCAUCCCAGGUACAGGGUGUGCUUAAAAGAGAUGGCACAAGUACUGGGGCCCAGAAAAUGGUGCAAAUGGGUCUUUUUGCUGAGGGCUAGCAAAUAUAAGACUUGUAGCACGAUUGGUGGCCUAGAGCACUAAAGCCAGGAUGGCUCAGCCUUAUGGAGCAUGUUCAGGAUUUGGCGGUGGCACUGCAGCCUGAUGAAUCUCCAACAGAGGGAGCGCUGACAGUUCUGUCAUACGCUGUAUGCGUGUGAAUAUGAAUUUGUUCUAUUCAUUACAUUAUACAGACGCUACAAAAGUACUGCAGUGUAAACCAAAGAGAAUGUGUUAAUGAACAAGCUUGCUUGGUACUGUGCACAACUUAAAAAGUGUGUGAUAAACUACCUAAGUUAGAGCAGAGCUAAUAACUGUUUCCUAAGUACAGGGAAGAGAAUGCUUUAGAUAGUACCUGUUAUUUCUGGGUAAAAUUUAACUACAAGAGAUGUUUACAACUAUCUUUAACAAGUUGGCAGUUUUAAUGAAGAAUAGUAUUUUCUUGAAAUGUUUAAUCUAUGCAUUAGCAUGGGGGUUUCUUAAGCGGUAUUUCCUCCAAGGUCACAACUGGCAUAUAGUCAAUCUGCUAUCCCAAACCUUCUCUGAAUAAGCAUACGUUUUCUGAAGAUUUGCACUCUGGUGUAAAACCUGAACCAUCAGGGUGCACAAACUCAGUGUGUGCGUCCACAUCCUUUCAUUAGUGGGGCAUUGUAAAUGUUUCAUGUAAAUCUUCACGAAACAGAGGUAAGAGAUGCUGCCUUUUUGUGCAGGGAGCAAACAGGCUGACUUAGGAUGACAGCAAAAUUCAGGUUGGAAGGUACCUCGCAAGGCUCUAGUCCAACCUCCUGCUCAAUGCAGGGCCAGCACUGAUGUCAUAGAAUCAUAGAAUCAUAGAAUGGUUAGGGUUGGAAAAGUUGCUCAGGACCUUGUCUGCCCAGGUCUUGAAAACUUCUGAGGACAGGGACAGCUCAACCUCUCUGGGCAGCUUGCUCUGCUGCCUGGCUGUCCUCAGGGGGAAAGGUUAUAUGCAGAAUACAGUCUUGUGUCCAGUCUGGAUGUCUCUUGUUUCAGCUUAUGCCUGUUGUCAUUUCUCUUCCCAUCUUGCACUACUGGGAAGAGCCAUCCUGGCUCUAUUCUCCUCAAUUAUCCCUCACAGGUAGGUGCUGUGGGGCUGCUGUUAGGUCCACCUGUCCCUUCUCACAGGGCGAUUGCUCCAGCCCCAACCACCGUGGUGGCUCUCUGUGAAGUUCUGUCUACUUAAGUGGUCUUUCCUGUGUUAGGGUGCCCAAAACUGGACACUGUGGUCUAAUAAGUGCUUAGCAGGGAUGUGUAAUCCUUUCCCUUGGUCAAGCUGUGCUGUUCAUGCAGCCCAGGGUACCCUUUGCUGCUUGGGCACAGGGCUUACUCACAUUGAGCUUGCUUCUUGGGUAGGAGCCAUUUGUCAUGUCUACCUGCUGUAGCAUUUAAAGUAUAUUCAAACAAAUCUUGGUGCAAUGUAUGGUAGCAAUGUAGAAAUGGGCUGUUUUAAGAAUAAAUUUCUAUUUCUGUGCUA